Molecule: messenger RNA, 2654 nt
Organism: Dunckerocampus dactyliophorus (ringed pipefish)
Lineage: Eukaryota; Metazoa; Chordata; Actinopteri; Syngnathiformes; Syngnathidae
Gene: nuf2
Product: UF2 component of NDC80 kinetochore complex
Exons: 13
Coding region: 78-1442 (454 amino acids)
Biological process (GO): mitotic spindle organization; kinetochore organization; attachment of mitotic spindle microtubules to kinetochore
Cellular component (GO): kinetochore; Ndc80 complex
Molecular function (GO): protein-containing complex binding
Source: RefSeq, a predicted model, not a curated record
CGGACGUAGAUUUAGGCGCCAAUAUUUUGGAUUUGUUGACUUUUUUCUUGUGUUUGUGCGGACACUACGGGGAUAAUAUGUCGGAAAACACUUUUCCUGUUCACACGGCCGACGCCAUAGUAAGCUUUUAUCGAACAGAGGUGCUUACUGGGCAAGAAGCGAAACACUUCACCAAGUCCGACUUGACUCCUUCUCCUAAGCCAGAAGUGGUUCAAAUGCUCUACAUGAGAGUGUUGCAUCUGUUGUAUCGUUUCAGACCUGAAUGCCACUCCAUGGUUCCACUGAUGGAAAACAUUCAGUUCCCAAUGUACCAUGAGGUGCCAACUGCUAUCAUGAGUGUCUACAUACGCAUGCAACAGUUUCUGCCAAUGUGUUUCGUGUAUGACUUUUCACUGAAUGACCUUCUAGCACCAAAGAAACAGAAACAACUUACUGUUUUAAGUGCCAUCAUGAACUUUCUGCAGUUCAGGAAGAUGAGGCUGAACAUGACGCAGGAAAAGCAUGCCAAAUUUAGGGCUGACGUGGACAGGAUGCACACUUGUGUAAAAGAAAACCAAGAAGCAGAAAAAAAAAUAGAGAUUCUAACGACCAUCCCUCCCGAGCAGCAGGCUGAGGCUGACGAGCUGGCAGCUGCCUUCUCGGAGCUGCAGGCCACCACAAUGCAUGAAUACCAGGAAGUGAAUGCAAAAAAGGAUAGCAUCACAGAGUGGAAAAGCAUCAACGCAGAGAAAACGUAUAAGCUGGCCCAGAUGAAGACGGAUGUUUGCAACCUGAAGGAUGACAUAGCCAAGUGUAAGUCUCAGAUUGUUGAAUCACCAGAGGAGCUGAAGACCCAAAUGGAGAUCAUGAGGACAAAUGUCAAGAACAUCAAGAGCUCCAUCGAACAAAACGAUGAGUGUGUCGUGGAGCUGCAGAACAUGGUGCAGAGAGUGAGCCACACUGAUGUGGAGAUUCAGCAAAUGCACAAUCUGCUACAGGACCUGGAAAGCAGCAUGAACAACAGCAAGCAGCAGCAGGAGGAGGUUUCCAGCUUGAUGCAGCUUGAUGAGAAAAGGCAGAAGGAGCGGAAGAACCUGUGCAACGAGGAAGCACAGCUGGGGCGAGCUUUAAGGAUGAAGCUGGAUAAGGAGUCCAAGCAGAGCAUUCGCCGGCAGAAGAAGAGAGAGAUCAAGGAGCAACACGUUGAAGAGGUGUUGGGACAGUGUAACCAAAUCCAUCACAAACGCGAGAAGAUGGCAGACAAAAUCCAGGAGAUCUCCAGAGAGACACAGCAGCUUAAAGUGAAGAUCCACAGCCUGAGAGAAGUAUGCAGUAAGGAGACACAGAAAGCUCAGGCGAUGUAUGACACCCUUUGUGCUGCAAUGGAUAAGCUGCACGGGAGAAUUGAGAAGCACUGUGUUGAUCUAAAACAAGAGUUCACCAAGAUGUCCAGCAGUUUCUGAUUAUUUCUUUUAGUUCACUCUUGUUCUCAUAUUCUAGUCCUCAUUACAAAAUAAAGUGUAAGUUAGCAUGUGGUUGACUGUUUCUUUGUUCUCCCUAAAAAAGCUGUGCUGGAUUUAGAAAGCAAUAAAACAAGUUAUGUCAGGGUACUCUGAACACACAUGCAACCACCACCAGUCAAGGAUGGUUUCAUUGUGUCCUUCCGGGUGUGCAGACAUCUAAACUACGUCUAACAAACAGCAUGAUAAAGUACUUAAUACUAAUACUAUUUUGAUGCAGAAUGUGAAAGCCGCUUAGUUCAAGUGUUGAUUUCCAUGAUUCUGAGUGGUUGAGGAAGAGUUGGACCUUUUGAAAAGGUCCAUCUGAGCUUUGUAGUCUUUGAGUUCACUUCUCAGCUGACGUAGCUCAUUCCGCUGUUCAUUGAUUUCACCGAUCAGCGUCACGUUUUCCUGCACACGCAACACAACUUCAACAUCCUUCUUGUCAAACAGUAGAGGAAUAUGUGCCGCAGGCUUUACCUUCAUGAUUUUGAUGUAGUUUUUGUCCUGAUCAUCGGCAGCAGACUUGGAGCGUCUGGACUUGAAACUUGGAAGCGUCUUUUCUUUGUUGUCUUGCUGGCAACUUAAUGUCCUCCAAACAUCAACAGAGUGAUUUUUAUCCACCUUCAAAACACAAAACACUAUGUCUUCACGUGUAUUUCUUCAUGUUCAUUGCAUGAAACAUGUCACCCAUUUCCACUUUUCUGACCUGUAAAUGUUACAUUAUUGUAUUCCUUCUUAAACGAUGCCAAUGCUUCAGAUUAUGAGGUUUGCGCAUUUGGAAGUGAGACCUGAAACCAGUUUUGGACGUCUCUGCAUGCUGUGUUUUACUGAGGUUUUUUUUAACACCGAGUUCCAUUGACUUCAAUGCAACCCGUAGUUCCUUAUAUGGGCAUGCCCAGGCAAAUGCUGUAAGUAUAAUAGUAUUAGUAUAAUAGGUUCCUUUUAAUGUUUUACUAAUUAAAAUGUAUUCCUAUUUAUUACAAAUUCGUCAAUGCUACGUCACACUUAUUACUUACUCUUCCAUUUUAUCAUUUUUUAUCAUUACUCACCUAUUAUCAAACUAUGUUUUAUGUCCAUUUCAUAUUAUUAGGACUGUCAAAUCAAGUAGACAAGAAAUCUGACUAAAUUUGAAACUAGACUAUUUUUCUACUAUUUAGCACAUUAUUUACAUUA